Messenger RNA from Parascedosporium putredinis, 801 nucleotides. The record is from the annotation of a GenBank genome assembly. NCBI's taxonomy places the organism in Eukaryota, Fungi, Ascomycota, Sordariomycetes, Microascales, Microascaceae.
AUGACCGCCCUCGACCCUAUCUUAAUCUCUACAAUAAUUGUUGCGAUUGUCCGAAGCCCAAGUCAGGCCGAUAUUCUCAAGCGGAAGGGAGUGGAUACCGUUGUUAUCGAGGGUGGUUUAGACGAUACCGAUGGGCUAGUAAACCUCGCGAAUCAAGACGGCGGAAUUUACGAGUACGAGGUGAAGCGCGAAAACAUCUCGCCUUACGCCCAGCGGACAACCGACGUAACUGUUGUGAGUAUGGGCGAAAGGCUCGGAAUUAGAACGUACAUAAUCAUGCCACCUCUUGUUUACGGCCAAGGCACAGGGCUUUUCAACCAAAGAUCUCAACAAAUUCCCAUGCUCAUCCGCAACGCGCUUCAGUCUGGUCGAGCAGAGUAUAUUGCCCCCGGUACCGCGAGCAUUGGACAUGUGCAUGUCGAAGAUCUGGCUGCUUUAUUUGUGGCGGUCAUAGUAGAGGCACUCGCUAAGCCUAAACUCGCCUCUGGCAGGAAUGGUUAUUUCUUUGCCGGCACCGGACGCCAUAGCUGGGUCGAAGUUGCACAGUAUAUUGCGACAGAUGGCUACGCACUUGGGGCCCUUGAAUCCGCCAAUGCAGCUCCCAUCGACCUUACUGCCGCAGCUGCUAAAUUCUGGGAAGGUGAUGAAAUCCAUACCGAGCGAAUUCUCGCUUCGUCAUCCAGGACCAAGGCCGAGAGAGGACGCGAAAUCGGGUGGAAGCCCUUGAGAACAGACCGUGACUGGAGAAGAUCUCUAAUUGACGAUCUACAUGGCAUUAUACGUGAGGCUAAAGUCGAAUAA